This is a messenger RNA of Syngnathus typhle (broad-nosed pipefish), 6587 nucleotides long. Its product is annotated as roundabout homolog 2-like. Bases 354 to 4562 code for a protein of 1402 amino acids. Gene Ontology annotation, biological process: cell-cell adhesion; axon guidance. The transcript is spliced from 28 exons. The record is from RefSeq and is a predicted model, not a curated record. Gene Ontology annotation, cellular component: plasma membrane; axon. NCBI's taxonomy places the organism in Eukaryota, Metazoa, Chordata, Actinopteri, Syngnathiformes, Syngnathidae. Gene Ontology annotation, molecular function: protein binding.
AAAAAGUCCCGGUGGUUGAGAAGAAUGUGUUCAGAGCCGGUCGGGUCCGCUUUAAAGUGUAGCGCGCGGGGCGUCGCUGGUGUUGUUUGCAGUUGGUGACUGCAGAAAGAACACCAACGUGUCCACAGACCGCCGCUCACCGGUGCGCUUUUAUGGAGAAGAUGAAUGUGAACGAGAGCGCUGGUGUUUUUUUCUUCCCUCGCUGAACCGAGUGUCUUGAUGGCUAACUUGAAACGGUAGACAUUUCAAAGUCACAAAGGUGAAGACAGGAUUGAUUGAUGAAUUGAUCGCUUUUUUUCCGCUUGAGGAGAAGGAAUUCAUGCGCCGCUAGCUGAAGGGGUCAAUAUGCCAGAAUGGGUCCUAUACAAUAUUUGGUUCUCUGUGGACUUUUAUACGCCAAAAUGAGCAACGGGUCUCGUCUUCGCCAGGAAGACGCCCCUCCCCGCAUCGUGGAGCACCCCUCUGACCUGAUUGUGUCCAAGGGGGAACCAGCCACUCUCAACUGCAAGGCAGAGGGCCGCCCAACCCCUACGGUGGAAUGGUACAAGGACGGGGAGCCCGUCGAGACGGACCGCGACAACCCUCGCUCGCACCGCAUGCUGCUGCCCAGGGGGUCCCUCUUCUUCCUACGCAUUGUCCACGGGCGGAGGAGCAAGCCGGACGAUGGCAGCUACGUGUGCGUUGCCCGCAACUAUCUGGGGGAGGCUGUGAGCCGAAACGCAUCUCUAGAAGUCGCGCUGUUACGGGAUGACUUCCGACAGAACCCGCAGGAUGUGGUGGUGGCUGUUGGGGAGACGGCCACCCUGGAAUGUCAACCACCACGUGGGCAUCCUGAGCCCACCACCUACUGGAAGAAAGACAAGGCUCGUCUUGAUCUUAAAGAUGAAAGGAUCACAGUUCGUGGAGGAAAACUGACCAUCUCCAACACUCAAAAGACUGAUGUAGGGAUUUAUGUGUGUGUGGCCGUCAACAUGGUCGGCGAGCGAGAGAGUGAAAAGGCUCAACUCUCCGUGUUUGAGAGACCAGUGUUUGUGCAGCGGCCUGUGAACCAGGUGGUCUUAGUGGAUGAGAAUGUGGAGUUCAGGUGUCAGGUCCACGGUGACCCACCUCCAACUCUGCGCUGGAAAAAGGAAGACGUGGAUAUUCCCCGGGGCAGGUAUGACAUCAGAUAUGAAAAAGAGGAUCUUUUGCUGAGGAUAAAGAAAGCCAGCGUGAGUGAUCAGGGGACCUUCACCUGCCUAGCAGAGAACCGCGUGGGCAAAGUGGAGGCCUCCGCUUACCUGACUAUCAGAGUUCGCCCUGUUGAGGCGCCGCAGUUUGUGGUGCGACCCCGUGACCAGAUUGUGGCUCAAGGACGAACGGCGACCUUUCCCUGUGAGACCAGAGGCAAACCUCAACCGACUGUGUUCUGGCAACGAGAUGGCAGCCAGGAUCUUCUGUUUCCCAGCCAGCCAACACAGGGUGACAGUCGUGUAUCUGUGUCUAUGAAUGGAGAGUUGACCAUUUCAUCAGUGCAGCGUUCAGACGCGGGCUAUUAUAUCUGCCAAGCCCUCACGGUAGCAGGCAGCAUCUUGGCCAAAGCCCAGUUGGAGGUGGCAGACGCCCUGAAGGACCGCCCACCGCCAAUCAUCCGUCAAGGCCCCUACAACCAAACACAGGCAUUAGGGAGUGUGACAAUACUCAGGUGUCAGGCUUCAGGGGAGCCACAACCCACGAUUACCUGGCGAAAGAACGGCAUCAGUCUUCUUGGCAAAGACGCACGGUUUUCGCUGCUGGAACACGGCAGCCUUCAAAUACAGAGUGCCAAGCUCUCUGAUUCUGGUUUGUACACGUGUGUGGCAACCAGCUCCAGUGGAGAAACAUCAUGGAGUGCUUACUUGGAUAUCACAGAUUCCACUGACCCCAUUGACUUCCUGUCCACCAACCUGACAGCCCUACCGGGGCCUCCCUCCAAGCCAGAGGUCACUGAUGUCACCAAAAGCAGCAUCUCGUUGUCAUGGGAACCGGGGCCAGAGGCUGGCUCCCCGGUGUCCUCCUAUGUCAUUGAGGCCUUUGGCCAGUCAGUAAGUAACAGCUGGCAGACAGUGGCAGACCAUGUGAAGACCACAGAGUUCACCGUCAGUGACCUACGACCGAAUACUGUUUACCUGUUCAUUAUCAGGGCAGUCAAUGUUCAAGGGCUGGGAGACCCGAGCCCCAUGUCUGAGCCUGUGCGGACACAAGACAUUAGUCCAACUGCGCAGGGAGUGGAUCAUCGUCACGUCCAGAAAGAGUUAGGGGACGUGGUGGUCAGCAUGCAUAACCCCGUAGUUCUCAGCUCCACUUCAGUGCAAGUCACAUGGACUGUGGACAACCCAUCCCGAUUUAUUCAAGGCUACCGUGUCCUGUACCGGCAGACAUCGGGGCUGCCUUCCCCAGGACCAUGGCAGAUCCAGGACUUAAAAGUCUCCUCGCAGAGGGACAUGACUCUUUUGGGCCUGAAGAAAGGAAUUGUCUAUGAGAUUAAAGUACGACCGUACUUUAAUGAGUUCCAAGGCGCGGACAGUGAGUCCAUGACUGCGCGGACUAUGGAAGAAGCACCCGGUGCACCCCCUCAGCAAGUGACAGUGUUGACUGUAGGAAGCAAUAAUAGCACCUCCAUCAGCGUGUCAUGGGACCCUCCACCCUCUGAGCAGCAGAAUGGAAUCAUCCAGGAAUACAAGAUCUGGUGUUUGACUAAUGAAACCCAGUUCCAUGUCAAUAAGUCUGUGGAUGCAACCAUCCGUUCAGUGGUUGUCGGGGGUCUGCAGGCUGGAGUGCAGUACCGCGUGGAGGUUGCUGCAAGCACCAGUGCAGGGGUGGGGGUCAAGAGUGCGCCCCAGCUCAUCACCUUGGGUGCAGAACAGAGGGAUGUAAUGACGGGAUCGGAGGGCAACAAUAGCAUCUCAGAUGUGGUGAAACAACCGGCCUUCAUCGCGGGGUUGGGCGGAGCCUGCUGGAUUGUUCUCAUGGGCUUCAGUGCCUGGCUUUACUGGAGGAGAAAAAAGAGGAAAGGACUCAGCAACUAUGCAGUUCAAUCUUUCACUUUUACCCGAGCAGUCACAUUCCAAAGAGACAGAGGUCUGAUCAGAAAUGGAAGUCGUCCAGGGCUGUUGAAAGCGGGUGACCCUGGUCUACCCUGGCUGGCGGACUCGUGGCCCUCCACAAGCCUUCCAGCCAACGGAGGAUUGGGAAGUCCGAAAGGCAGCAGUAACUUUGGCCGAGGAGAUGUCUUACCAUCUGCAGCGGUGGAGAAGACAGGCACCAUGCUGUCGGAUGGGGCCAUCUACAGCAGUAUUGACUUCAUGGGGAAAGCUGCUUACAGCAGCCCGGUGCAAGACAGCCACCCCACCCCCUAUGCCACCACCCAGAUACUGCAGUCCAACAGCUUCCACGAGUUGGCUGUAGACAGACCAGAUCCACGCUGGAAGGCUUCUCUGCAGGCCCAGCAGGAAAUAGCCAACCUGGGCUACUCGCUAACUGAUAGACGCCCGGCCACCGGUGCAAAGGUAGGGAAGAAAAAGAAGGUGAAAGGUGGAACAAAGACCCCUAAAUCCAACGGGACAUGUUGGGCGAACAUGCCCCUGCCUCCACCACCCAUGCACCCUCUGCCUGGAACUGAGGUUGACCUUGACCAUUACCCUCAGGAAAGCCACAGAGGAGGAUACGACAACAACAGUUGGGCCCCGCCUCUCUCGCUCCCUUCUUACCGUCACCAAAGUUUGGAGAAUGAUGUUGAGGAGGAAAGGGGACCUACUCCACCUCUAAGAGGAAGAGCCUCCUCACCGGCGACGGCAGCAUCUUACAACCAGCCUUCAUCGUCGUCUCUCAGCUCAGCCCACCAUGAGGAAAUGCAGUCGAUUUUGCAAGCCCAUUUGGAUGAGCUGACCAGAGCUUACCAGUAUGAAGUUGCCAAGCAAGCAUGGAACAUGAAGAGCAAUUCAAAUAUGUCCAACACUACCAUUCCUCCGAUGGACUUUAUGUCUUCAACGCUGGGCUCAGAUUUGGGAGACACCCGCCUCUCCGAGGAUGAAGAGGAAGACAGAUACGCUAUGGUGUCAAAGAAUUUGUGCAGCUUUGAUUACACUCCUGGACCAACUAUGGAUAACCUUGAGGUCUCAGGUAAAGGCACACAGUUGUGUCGUUCAGACAGCCCCGGUACAGCAGAUUGUGGACCGCAGAACACACACAGCCUUGGUCACAAGAGGGUACAACUAACCGGCCUCAAAUCACAAUCAAACAAGGUUGGGACACUGCCCAGACGAAAAGACACUCAUCAAGAAGCAACCCAUGCACCUCAAGCGAAGGGUCUUCACAGUACCAGUUCCCGCAUGAACAGUUCAUGGGCCAGUGCGGCCUCGGAGCCUCCAGAGGAGUGCAUGGUGACCGUUUCCACGCUAGAGCGGCAGCACAUGGGUUCCUGGGGCGACACCUCAGCAUCCAACAGGGCCACACUGAGUCGAGCUUCCCACAAGAAGCCUGCCGCAGAAGCGUCCCACAACGGGCAUCUUCUCUCAAACAGCAAAGAGAAAAGGGAUCACUAAUCUGUUGGAUACAUUUCCCUGCACACCUUGUUUCCAAAUGCUCUGAGAUUGUCUCUCUGUGAGUGACUCGCAAUGCUGAUUGGAAGCCAGAGAGACGACAGGAUGAAGUCAAAGGAACAUGCAAAUGAAAAUAAAGAACUGUAAAUUCCAUGUACAGGACAGACACCAAACUCACAAUGUUCCCUUCAUACCCCUAUUUGAAAUGAGUAAACUGUGUGGCCACCUCUGUUACGUAUCUCUCACUUGGUGUACAAUAAUUCACACAGAGGAUUGAAAAAUCACAACAAAAUGACAAAUGAAAAAGGACUUGCAUAAUUUGUAAAUACAUUUUGUAUCUAUCUGUAUACUUUUCUUUUGCUUUGCUAUGCAAGCUACCCUAAUGUCUGUCUUUUUUUUUAUUUAUUUAUUACGUUGACUCAUUUUUCAUUGGCACUCAAACCAUUUGCUAAUCUUGAUGAAGCUACUGUAUUAUUGUACUUUGCACAGAGCGUUUUGGUGGAAAUAAGCACAAACCCAUUGUUUGCAAAGCCGAAGAGAAGAAUAAUGACGUUGGGAAUACUUACUGAAAACACCUCCUAUGUCGAGCAUUAAAAACAGAGCAAGAAAGGUGAUAAUGGGGUUUUUAAUAAGCCAAGAAACGGUGUAAUGUAAUAUUUGCUGUGAAUUUUAUGAUGCAUUAACGACUACUUGCAAAAUGUUCCACUUUUAUGGUAACAAAGCGACACAUCACCUGUGAUAUCCAAAGCAAGGCAAAUGGGUAUUGUGUGUGUCCCUUCACGCCCUUUCCUUGAAAGUAUGUUAAUAUAAUAUACAGUAUAUAUAUUUAUUACUUUGGGUACUUCGAUUUCAAUUGCUUACAAUGAUAAGAUAAGAGUGCAAUAUUCAAAACACGAUGCCACUAUACAGUAGAUUGUAAUGCUCUGUUUUAAAUACCGAUAUUUGGCAGAACAAAAUUCUGAUAACCGACUAAUCGGUUAACUUUUUUUACUUUGCUUUAUGUCUUUGUAUUUGUUUAGUUUAACAACAGAGGGAAAGGUUUUUUUUGUUUCUUUGUUUUCGGGGGUGUUUGAAUCUCAUAUUCGUAUUAUGUUGUAGCUGUUAAUGUGUAUAAAAAAAGAACACAAUCGACAAAUUUUGCUGAUUAAAAUGUCUAAUAUGGGCUGAUUAAAUCGUGUGAAUCAGUCAGAUGUAUGGUACAAACCCCAAUCCCAAUGAAGUUGGGACUUUUUAGUAAAACAUACCGUAUUGGCCCCAAUAUAACACGACCCUGAUUAUAAGAGGACCCCCUCUUUUUCAAGACUCAAGUUUGAAAAAAAGACUUUUUUGAACACCAAAUUUAAUUUUUAUAUAGAAAAUAAUUACAGUACAUCUGAAACAAAUGAUUAUAAAAAUAUAUUCGAGAGAAAAAUCAUGUUAUUUUGCCUCAUUCAAAUCAUGCAAAAACUUAAAAUCUUAUGUUUCUUCUUCGUGACAGGGGUUUGCUUUGGGAGUUAAGUUCAGCAUUCGCUUUAAAUAUAUCUGGCGCCAUCUAGCGUUGUGAAUGGGUAUAAUGUCUAGACCCCGAAUGUAAGACGAUCCCCACUUGUUCAGUCUUUUUUCAAUGCAUAAAACACCGUCUUAUAUUCGGGCCAGUAUGGUAAUUAAAACUGGAAUACAAUGAUUUGCAAGUUUAAUGUUGAAACUGAUGAACUUUAUUGUUGCAAAUAUUCACUUUUAUUUUAUGCCUGCAACACAUUCCAUAAAAUUCUGUGACAGGGGCAUGUUUACCACAGUAUUCCAUCAUCCUUUUGGAACUGAGGACGUUACUUGGUGGAGCUUUGGAAGUGGAAUUGUUCCCCAUUCUUGAUUCAAAGCUUAAGUUGCUUAACAUCCAACACUGUAGUAUUUUGGUUUUGGAUUGUUUAUUUCUGGUAAUGGGAAUCUUUACCUGCCACAGACUGGUUUGCCCUCAGGAAUACACAACCACACACAGUAGGGGCAAUUUUCAAUCCUUUGAUGCAAAAUAAAAUGUGUACGUGAAAAUGA